AUGGGGUGCACACCCUCACACAGCGAGUUCGUGAACAGCGUGGCCAGAAGCGGCAUUCAGUUUCUGAAGAAACCCAAAGCGAUCUCGCCAGGGCGCCAGGGGGCCGGUGACAGAGGCUCCAUCCCUUGGCUGAUUAAACACUCUGCCUGCUAUGUCGCCGGGGGGCUCCUGGCAGAGGGGUUGCCCCAGCCUGGGAGGGGCCCCGCUGCAGCCGUGGGAGACCCUACUUCAGGCAGGAGGAGCGACUCAGAGGGAUUGACCCCGGGCCCCAGGACGCCUCCUUCCAGGCGGGACAAGCCACAUAGCCACAUGGCCGAAGCCACCUCGCUCGAGACUCGGGCCGCCCGCCACUCGGGGAAUGAAAGGGAAGAAGGUGCCACCCAGGACACCACUGGGGGAAGGCCAGGCAGACCGGGCCUCGGCCACAGAGCCAAGGGCAAGGUGGACUUCCCUGACCCCCUGGUGAGGGCCCACCGGCGCGCCUACGCCUGCCUGCACGCCAGCCUCGCCAAGUACGACGCGGUCCUGGGCCUCGCACGCCGGGCUGCCCAGACGCGGGAGCUGCUGCGGCCCAUGCUGGGCUUCCUGCUGCUGUGCUUUGAGGAGAUCGGCCAGCUGCUGGGGGACGUCGCCAAGGAUGGGGAGGGCCUGCUGGAGGGCGUGCGGGAGGGGCUGGCCUGGCCACGCAAGGGCGAGCCUGGGGAGCAGCCGGACCUUCUGCAGCAGCUGCUCCAGUAUACGGUGGACCGACUGCGCGGCCUCCACGGUGCGGUGGCCUCCCUCACCGGGGGCCUCCUGGAGGGCUCGGGUGGAUACCUCCACUCCGCAGCCAGGCGCCUGGAGGACAAGCUGAGCGCCAAGAGGAGCGCGGACGACCGCCUGCUGAGGGCACUGGGGCAGCUGGAGAGCCUGGCCAGCGGCCAGGGCGGUCCCGGGGGCCAGGGCCUUCCCCUGUGCUCGGAGGACAGUGGCAUUGGUGCCGACAGUGAGUCUGUGCAGUCCGUGGACAGGCUGGGCCGGCAGGCCAGCUGGGACCUGGUCGCCGAGUCCGAGGAGUGGAAGUCGGGGGCGCCACCCGGCACAGAGGCCGGGCCGUCAGGACCCUCCACCCAGCAGGGCCUGGCCUGGACGGGCUUCGACGGGCCCCAAGACUGCCCGCUCUCCAGGCCUCCUGGGGCAAAGGUCCAGCCCGUGGCAGUGGAUGGUGCAAGGAACCCAGGCCCUGUGGGUGCUGGCCCAGAACCCAUCGUCCCUGGGGCUGUGGAUCGGGGAAGAAGCCCCCCGCAUGAAGUCAUCGGAAUCGGGGUCCCCGUGGAAGCCCGUCCUCCUGAAAGCUCCGGGUCAGUGGGAGGGGCCUCCCCUAGCGAGGGCGAGGACAGCAGCCCAGAGGAAGAGGACGACGACAUCAGCGGCCUGAGUCUGUGUGCGUGGCAGGAAAGAGCCCCACGGGCCAGGCCGCGCUCGUCGCCUGGGGACCGGGAAGGCCUGUUCCAGCCGCGGCCUGGGAGGCUCAGGAGCCCGCAGGCCCGGGAGAUGGUCCUGAAGAUGAAGGCGGCCAUCAGCGAGAGGAUCAAGUUUGUCCCCGUGCCCGCGGGGCACCAGGACUGGACCGAGGAGGACGAGGGGCGGGCACAGGUGCCCCCGAGGCCUCGCACGGUCAGUGGCAACCGGGGAGCCCCUGAGAGGCAGAGGCGGUCCCAGUCGGAGCCGAGCCUUGAGAGCCACGGGGAGGACGCCACCCUGCAGGAGCUGCGGAGGGCCCAGGGAGACCUCAGCCGGCGGCUGGAGGCCUUUUACGCCCUGGGGGACCAGGGGCCGGGGCGGGGCCGGGCGGCCCUGUGGUCCCACAGCAGCCGGGUCAGCCCCAGCAGCACCACCAGCCGGCUCAAGGCGUCCCUCACACGCAACUUCAGCCUCCUGCCCAGCCCGGACAAGAGCAUCGUGCACAGGUGCAACCCCCACCUGGAGGCGCCGCCCUCGAGCGCCAUAGCCGGGGAGGACUCUGAGGCCCCGCCUGCCAGGACCUCCGUCAGGAAGCUCAUUGAGACAUUCAGUCCCACCGCCAAGAGCCUGGGGACACCAGGGGAGGCAAAGCCCUCCGGGCCGGGCCCCAGCCUCCGGAAGUGGGGGGUCCCUAGCAUGCCUCCCAGAUUUCCUAUCUACAGGGGGCUCGCCCCUUUGUAUCCCAAACCCCAGAUCUCUCCUGCACCAGGCAGAGAGCCUUCCAGAGCGGGCAUGGGCUGGAGGCCCCUGGGCCCGGUCUUUCCCCCACUGCCGGCAGCAGGAGCCACAGAGACUGUGGGCAGCAGUUGUGGGGAGGACUCGGACCCAGAGCAUCUGCCUCCCCCGCCCCCGGAAGUCCUGCUGGACAAAUCCUUUACAUCCCUGGAAUCCCCAGAAGGCGACAAGCCAGCAGCAAGCACCCCAGCGCACUCCUCCAAGGAAGCCCAAGAGUCAGGGCCAGGAGGCACGGGCCCCACCAGGAAGACGUGGGCAACUCCGAAGUUGAGGGCCACCAUAAGCCCCAUGGACCUGCUGCCCAGCAAGGGCACCGCCAGCCCCACGAAGCCCCGCAGCACAGGCCCGAGAGGCGGCAGGAGCGGUGGCCACCCCAGAAGGUUUUCCUCAGACCCUGGCCAGCUGCCAGCCACCCGCCACAGCCCCGACGGGGAGGGUGGGGCCCAGAGGCAGGCACAGGCGGAGAAAGCUACCAGCCUCCCCAGGCAGCCCUGGAAGCCAGGACCCUGGCACCACUCGGGCCCCGCCACUGGGCCAGGAGCCCACCCCACCUCCUCCGUCCCCUCCCCAUCCCCGCCAAUGUCCCCUUCUCAGGGACGCAAGGGGACAAGGGACCCUGAAGACAGGCGGGCAGCCACAACCAAAGCGCCCGGAGACACGCGCUCCAUCUUCUGCCCGGCCACCUCCUCUCUGUUUGAAGCGAAGCCGCCGCUCUCCACAGCCCAGCCACAGGCCCCAGAGACCGCAGGCCCUCCUGGGAACCCGGCGGGGCACUGGCAGGGCAGCCUGCUGCCGGCAGAUUCACAGAAGAGGGCAGCACUGAGCACCCUCAACCCUCUGCCCUUUGUCAGGAGGACAGAAUCCGACCGCCUGCCGCAGCUGCCUGGUACGGACCCCACAGGCGCCUUCUGGGAGCCCCAGCCUGGCCACAGCAGCAGCAGUGAGGGGAGCCCCCUGAAGGAUGCCGAGCCUCGGAGCAGCCCUUGUGCCCCAGAACCACAGGGCGGGCGGGCGUCUCCCCCAGAGCUCUGCGUCCUGGGACACGGGCUGCACCGGGAGCCCCGCGCCGGCCCCACCCAGGACAGAGCCCAGCCAGAGGCACAGCCCUGGCAGAAGGAGGCCAUGGGGACGCCAGCUGCCCCCAAGAGCCAAGGGUGA
Molecule: messenger RNA, 3396 nt
Organism: Carlito syrichta (Philippine tarsier)
Lineage: Eukaryota; Metazoa; Chordata; Mammalia; Primates; Tarsiidae
Gene: PCARE
Product: chromosome unknown C2orf71 homolog
Exons: 3
Coding region: 1-3396 (1131 amino acids)
Biological process (GO): protein localization to photoreceptor outer segment; photoreceptor cell outer segment organization
Cellular component (GO): photoreceptor outer segment; photoreceptor inner segment
Source: RefSeq, a predicted model, not a curated record